Anisakis simplex (herring worm) is the source of this 810-nucleotide messenger RNA. NCBI's taxonomy places the organism in Eukaryota, Metazoa, Nematoda, Chromadorea, Rhabditida, Anisakidae. The record is from the annotation of a GenBank genome assembly.
AUGCGUGACUAUCGUGUCCUCUACAGUGGUGACUAUAUUGUGCAGCGUGUGGCUGAGGCUAAAAAGACUCGAGUCAAGAGCACAACACUCAACUCCGCACCACCCGUCUCAAACGAGCAGCCGCCUACAAGCACCCCCACCCCCACAACCACCCCCACGACGAGCACCACAGCAAAAACGACGACGAGCAAAUUCGCAUCAACCAAAAAUAAGCUCCGCAAAACUAAAAACAAAACAUCAACCAGCAAAAAACACCCGGCAAAACAUGACGGCGACCACCAAAUUUCGAUGACGGCGGCCACUAAAGUGAAGUUUUCCCGCAAGCCGUCCAACUCCACUAGAGCUCCGAUGAAACAAACUCGACGACCGUCAUCAUCUUCGAGAGAUGUGACGGCCAAAGCAGAGCACUCGUCAUCACCGUCACCUCAACACAACUCUAAAACAACCACUAGAGUGCCUCAGUUCAGCCGCACUACUAAGAAGCCGGCUAGACGCAUCUCGAAUCAUAAGAAUAGUCGACUUUCAAUGGUGACAACGGCAUCUAAACCGCCUCUCAGCCUUAUUGCCACUAAGAAGAAGUCCAAUCGAACAGCUCACAGAAAACCCUUGAAAUCGCUAAAAUUCAACGAAACUGAUAAUUCGCAGCUGCGAACAACUAUCGCAAAUACUAAGAAGAAGCAGCAGCAGCAGCAGCAGCCGCAUUUGGGCAUAGCUCGGAACAUUCAAAUAAACCUGACCACAGCAUUUGAUGAGGGCGACGCAGUGCUGACAUCUUUGGAAGCAAGUUUCUUACAAGAUGAUCUUGCCUGA